Arctia plantaginis is the source of this 4161-nucleotide messenger RNA. The record is from the annotation of a GenBank genome assembly. NCBI's taxonomy places the organism in Eukaryota, Metazoa, Arthropoda, Insecta, Lepidoptera, Erebidae.
AUGGCGGACGAUACGCGUAAAGUGCGAGUUGAAGAAAGAUUGAAAAUAAAGAUCGGUGAAGCGAAAAACUUGCCAGGACGCAGUCAUGGGGCGCCCUGUCACCGUGACAUAUACUGCGUACUCUCGCUUGACCAGGAAGAAAUAUUUCGCACAUCCACCAUGGAGAGAACUCUCAACCCAUUCUUCGGCGAGGAGUUCCAGUUUGAGGUUCCAAGACGAUUCCGAUACCUCUCUAUAUACGUGUUCGACCGCGACAAGCACCUCAAACAAGAUAAAGUUCUUGGCAAAGUGGCUAUCAAACGAGAAGAUCUGCACCGGUAUAAUAACAAAGACCAUUGGUUUGCAUUACGACCGGUCGAUGCAGACUCAGAAGUGCAAGGGAAGGCAUAUAUCGAACUCACACUUGAAGACUCCAGGAAACGAUUACGAAUGGAACCGAAGCCACCUGACCCUGACCCCGUUUCCGAUACCUGCUCUACAAAAAGUAAAGGAAAUAACUUAGUUAGAUUAUCUGAAUAUUGUAAAGAAAGUAUGAGAUUUGGAUCGUGCUCGAGUUCGACAAGCAAGAAAAUGUUAAGUGCGGUCGCCACGGAACCCUCUUUGUCGCUAUCUCGAUCAGAGAGUUUAAAAGAUCGAGCGCAGUGGGCGACUCGAACGAAGCCUCCCAUGCACGCGAUGCCCGAGUCUGAUGCAUCUCCCACUCCCACGGCUGCUGACUACUGGUCAGACCCUGAGAGACAUUGCGCAGCGCGCGUAGGACACGAUACCUUACGUCUUCGAGUGCUAGAGUGUUCCGAACUUACAACAAAAAAUGGACAGUGUGACCCUUUUGCUCUCGUGACGUUGUUAUAUUCAAACGGACGAAGAGUUGAAAAACGCACGAAGCCUAAAAAGAAGACUGUUAAUCCGCAAUUUGACGAAAUUUUUUGCUUUGAUCUCGUUAUGGAAGCAGACCCGAAAGAUAAAGACGGCUCACAAUCGGCAGGUGUAGCGUGUGAAGCCAGAGUGUCGGUGUGGCACGACGCUACGACACCGAUUUUCCUUGGUGAAGUGCGAUUACAGCUUCGACAACCUUCACCAACACCUCUCCGUGCUUGGUUCUUUCUAACGUCGCGUGCUGGAGGCGCGUUGUCUCGCGGUGCCACGCCACCGGGCACGCGUCUUUCGGCCGCUGGAAGCGCUACCCUCGGAUCUCUGCGGCUACUGCUCCAGUAUACCGUCGACCACGUCUUCCCAAUACAGCAUUAUCAGAGAUUGGAAGAGCUUUUUCUUAGAAGUGUUCGUCAAAAGCCAAUCACAGCAUCAGCAGUGUACAUAUUAGGCGAGAUAGUACCGAGUAAGACGGAUGCGGCACAACCCCUCGUGAGGCUAUUCACACAUCAUGAUCUCAUCGUGCCCAUCGUCAAGGAGCUCGCCGAUGCUGAGAUAUCUGCUCUCACUGACGCAACGACGAUAUUCCGAGGCAAUACUCUAGUGUCUAAGAUGAUGGACGAGGCCAUGCGCCUGAGUGGCGCGUCGUACCUCCGCGCCGUGCUGCGGCCCACGCUGGCGGCCGUGCUGGCCGAGCGCAAGCCCUGCGAGAUAGACCCCGCCAGGGUCAAACCUUCCGCUGCCAUUGCCUCCAACCUCGCUAAUCUCAAAGACUACGUUGAACGGGUGUUCGCGGCGAUAACGUGUUCGUACGCGACGUGUCCGUCGGCGAUGUGCCGCCUGUUCGACGCGCUGCGGCAGUGCGCGGCGCGGCACUUCCCGCGCAACGCCGAGGUGCGCUACUCCGUCGUGUCCGGCUUUAUCUUCCUGCGGUUCUUCGCGCCCGCCAUACUCGGACCGCGCCUCUUUGAUCUCACUACAGAACAGAUUGACCCACAAACGAACAGGACUUUGACGCUGAUCUCUAAGACUAUCCAGUCUCUAGGCAACUUGGUGAGCAGCCGUUCCGCUCAGCAGGUGUGUAAAGAGGAGUAUAUGGCGGAACUGUACCGCAGCUUCUGCACGCCAAGACAUGUGCAAGCAAUAAAACAGUUCCUAGAAAUUAUCUCCACAAGUACAGACACACAGAACAACAAUAUCCUAGAAACACCUGUACUGCUCAAAGAGGGGACGAUGAUAAAAAGGUCGGAGGGAGGACGGGCGAUCGCGGGGUCCCCUCGACGACGGUGGACGCGAGCCGCCCACGCGUAUGCCAAGAGGCGACACUUUCGACUUACAAGUGGUGAGUUGACGUGGUCCCGUUGCGGCGCCAAGACGCCCGCGCACCGUCUGGCGCUGUCGGGCGUGCUGGCCGUGGCCGCCGUGGACUGCCCGCCCGCCGGCGCGCCGCUCGGAGCCAACAACAUCUUCCAGAUAGUGCACCGCGAGCGCGUGGUGUUCGUGCAGGCCAGCAACUGCGUGGAGCGCGCCGAGUGGGUGCGGCUACUGUCGGCGCUGUGCCGCCACUCAGCCGCGCCGCCUCACGCCGGGUACUAUGCGCACACGCACUGGACAUGCUGCGAACGGGCGGAGCCGGAUGCGGAAGGGUGCGGCGGCACGGAAGAGAACGGCGCGGCCACCAGCGUCACGCACGCGCCCGCCGCGCUCGCACUGCGCAUCGACCCGCCGCGGGACCUGCAGCGACUUCACGCGCUGCUCGUUUCGCACGCCUCACGCCUCGACGACCGCCUCCAUCGCCCCCAAGAAACUGCAAGUGUAGAAGAGCGCGAAGCGGAGGCAGCUACGCUUCGUGAAUUGCAGGAGACCAUGUUCGACCUCGAACAUCGACAUCGGAUAUACAGACGUUCGCUCGCCCGCGAAACCAAAUAUGGCAGCAAACAGGCACCCAUCGGUGACGACAACUACCUGCACCUGGCUGGUGCGGCGGGUGCCAUCGAUUCUGGACAAUUCCUGUGGCGAUCUUGGCGAAGUGACACUUCGCCGACCGUCGACCUAGACGGCAAAACUUUACCGCUUCACACCUCUUUAGACCUCGCCUCUAGCACGGAAUCGCUCAAGAUCGCGCGUCAUGCCGAUGAACGCUCGUCUGGUAAAUCCACCAAGUCUACCGGUAGUGGCUAUCUCACCAUGUCGUGCAUCAAGCACGAGCCGAGCGAAGACAGCGACGCUUCUGCGGGACGACCUGCUCGCCCUCCUAAGCCGGCGCGACUAUCGCCCGCACGAGCACACGCGCCCUCCGUGUGCGAGUAUGUGCACGUGGAGCCGCGGGCGCCCGAGCGGAGAGCACGGCCCGACACCGCGCCCGAAGCCGACCUCGUGUAUCGCUGCAAGGAGUACGAACUGAUGACCGACUUCAUGAGCCAUGCGCGCGCUUCCGACGAGGAGAUGCCGCCUGCCGUGCCGCCGCGAGGCAACACGGCUCGAGCCCGGCCUCCGCCUCGUCCUGCGGAUACCGACUCGUCACCGCCCCGACCAGUCGCUUUACCGGCGUCCGAUCCGUUACCUGAAAGCCUCGAAACCUCCUGUAAGAUGGACACUAUUUCUACAGACGACAGUCUACUCGACGAGCUUCAGCGCGAUGCUUACUGCGUUUUAAAAGUGUGCGAGGACGAAACGCCCGCGCCCGAGCAGACAAAUACGUCUGUGGAACAGCCGAAGGUAGAUGAGAGGCGAGACUAUGGACCGUUUUCGCGGGUUUGCACCCAGCGGAAAUCGAACCCCAUCAAAAGCCAAACGAGUUCUUCGCGACCGCUGAAGACCUCCAGCUCGACGUCGAACGUGCACGACGCCGGGACGACAUCGUCACGGCCGCUGGCCGAACGUCUCACGCCGUUUUUUCUUAAAAGAAAAUCGAAGCCACCGGAGGAGACGGCACCGCGCUGCACGCGAAAGGAGGAAAAUCUCAUCGGACGCCUCACGCCGCGUUUCGGUCAGUCGCGACUGUACGGUCGCGGUCAGUCGCUCGAGCUCGCCCCUUCGGAGGAGCGAACGAGGCGCAUCGAGCGGUCGGCGACCACCGUCAACAUCCCCUCGAGGCCGAUGAACCUCAAGUUCCUCAGCCUGCACCGCUACGGGCCGCAGGAGGCCGCGGUGGAGGCGGGCGGGCCGCGUGCGGAGGGUGCGGAGGGCUCGGGCGGCUCUGCGGGUAGCGGAGAGGCGCUGGAUGCGGCGUGGCGCCGCAGCCACGCUCCGUCGCUGCUGGCGGCCGCCACUAGCGACAUCCGCCUCUAG